AUGCUAAUACCAUCUUAUGAAUGUGCACCUGAUCAACCCUCUUCAUCAUCAGCCAAUGAUGAGACAGGUCGGUAUCGAUUACAACUUCGAGCUCAUCGACGACGACAUCGACAUCGUUCGAACUAUCUUGAACAUGAUCAAUUAUUUGAUUUGUUAACACAAACAGCUGAAACUGAUAAAGUUCGUGAAAAAAUUCGUCGAAAUAAGAAUAAGGCAAUUGAGAGAGAAAAGAAUGAAGCAUUGUGUGGAAGCGAAAGGAAGACAGUACAUCUGAACAGUUUGACUGACGAGUACGAUCCUCCUUUCAUUGUCGAAAUCAGGUGUCAAAACUUAUUUGAAUACGAACAAGGAUUAGCUGACUAUCUAGCUGAGCAGAAAUGUGUGCAUGGCCUUUUACGGUGUGUUCAACGAUAUGGAGAAAUUCACGUCUCACGACGUCCUGUUGGUCAUGGACAUUGGGUUCCACACACUAUCCGUGAUGUACCAGUUUCAUGUGAAUGCAUGUGGCCAGUCGAUCAAUAUGGUCAUCAGGAAUUAUAA
Molecule: messenger RNA, 540 nt
Organism: Auanema sp. JU1783
Lineage: Eukaryota; Metazoa; Nematoda; Chromadorea; Rhabditida; Rhabditidae
Source: the annotation of a GenBank genome assembly